Molecule: messenger RNA, 267 nt
Organism: Clunio marinus
Lineage: Eukaryota; Metazoa; Arthropoda; Insecta; Diptera; Chironomidae
Source: the annotation of a GenBank genome assembly
AUGAAUGAAUCAAAUUUUAUCCUAUUUCAUUGGAUACAAUUUGCCAACAUAUCGAUCAAAAGCUUCAUUCAAAUGGUCGAUGAAACACUUUGGGAGUUCAAUUUUUUGCUUUUCUAUUUUUUCUUCUUGUUAUUUUCUCUUAUCAGAUAUAAAACACUGCACGAGUUAACCAGUUUCCACCCUUGUAUGUUAAGGGCUCACGUUAGACUGAGAGCGUUGAAGUCAUUUAGACGAUUCACAGCGAGAUACAACUGGUACUGGACCUGA